Messenger RNA from Brassica oleracea var. oleracea, 1342 nucleotides. Its product is annotated as GPN-loop GTPase 3. The transcript has 10 exons. Bases 349 to 1158 code for a protein of 269 amino acids. The record is from RefSeq and is a predicted model, not a curated record. Gene Ontology annotation, molecular function: GTPase activity. NCBI's taxonomy places the organism in Eukaryota, Viridiplantae, Streptophyta, Magnoliopsida, Brassicales, Brassicaceae.
ACCAAGCGCAACCGAACCAACUCAUUAAUUGAAGGAGAAAAAAUCAUCGAAAACCCUAAAGAAGUCUUUAGAAGCAAUAUAAUCGCUACGAAAGCCAACCGAACCGAAAAGUGAAGCUCUCUUCUUCUUAACCCCAAAGAAGACGCAACCAAAUACUAAAAGGUGCUGAGAUGUGUCUGUUGAUUGCUUCUGGUCUAUGGGUUCCUGCGACAUACUGAGUGUGUUGUUCGGUUUAGGUGUUUGGUGCAUUGCUUAUAUAUCAGUCGCCGUCUUUGCAUCUUUUAGAAUCAUUCACUCUCUUUGCUCUAUUUGAGGUUUUUUUUUUCUGGAAGAUUUUGCUUUGUUACAAUGGGUUAUGCUCAGCUCGUUAUCGGUCCAGCAGGCAGCGGAAAGUCAACGUAUUGCUCAUCUUUGUAUGAACACUGUGAAACGGUCGGCAGAACAAUGAAUGUUGUUAACUUGGAUCCUGCUGCUGAAAUCUUCAACUAUCCUGUGGCUAUGGAUAUCAGAGAACUUGUUUCUUUGGAAGAUGUAAUGGAGGAGCUUGGGCUUGGUCCUAAUGGUGCCCUCAUGUACUGCAUGGAAUACCUUGAGGAUAGCUUACAUGAUUGGGUGGAUGAAGAAUUGGACAACUACCGAGAUGAUGAUUACCUUAUAUUCGAUUGUCCAGGCCAGAUAGAACUGUUUACACAUGUUCCUGUGCUCAAGAACUUUGUGGCGCAUUUGCAACAGAAGAACUUCAACGUCUGUGUUGUUUAUCUGCUUGAUUCACAGUUCAUAACAGAUGUCACCAAGUUUAUCAGCGGUUGCAUGUCGUCUCUCUCUGCAAUGAUCCAGCUUGAAUUACCACACAUCAACAUCCUCUCAAAGAUGGAUCUCUUGCAGGAUAAAAGCAACAUUGAUACCUACUUGGAUCCGGAGCCUCGCACAUUGUUGGCAGAGUUAAACCAAAAGAUGGGUCCUCGAUAUGCGAAAUUGAACAAAGCUCUGAUUGAGAUGGUGGGAGAAUAUGGGAUGGUGAAUUUCAUACCCCUUGACAUAAGGAAAGAACGAAGUAUUCAGUAUGUUCUGUCCCAGAUUGAUGUCUGCAUCCAGUUUGGAGAAGACGCUGAUGUUAAGAUCAAAGAUGAGGAUGAAGAUUUUGGUGAUGAUCAGUAAUUUGUUACUCUGUUUCACGGACGCUUUUCGUAAAACUUCUAAACAAUCUUGGUCUUGUCAAAAAGGCCAAUGAACUUGUGAGAACUAUCUUAUUGCUGAAUAUCAAACCUUAACUAGUGAGUGAUUUCCAACUACUAGGAAUUUCUCCACGCAGACAUUAAUACCAAAUCAGCCGCACUUCAUC